ACAAGAAACAGCGCCGGAGCCGAAAUUGCCGCGUGCCAGCUCGUUAUCCCAUAAGACUCCGCUGAGUUCACUGGGAUCCUAGCCGCCAUUUCAGCGGUGCGCUCGUCGACCGUUCAUAAGCACCUUAGGCCGCCUGCGCGCACGGACGUCCAUUGAUUGCGCUAACGAACGUUCACGAUUGAACGUGCUUAGCAAUUCCGUCCCCGUUCACAAGCUUCCAGCACUCAGGGGCUGUUGAUAAGUUGGUUUAGCAUCCAGAGGGUGUUUUUAGGGUUAUUUAGCAUUCAGGGUGUGAAGCAGUAAUGUCUCAGUCCAUGUAGGCGUGAUUUUAUUCUUUAGCGGUUUGUUUCGCAUACUACCAGCCGAGGCUUGGAUCAGUGCGUGUAGUGACCUUAUUUCUAGCAAUUUAUAGCGAUUCAUUCCGCGUUCUGCUAGCAGAGGGGUUUCGUAUAUCGGGGAGUUUAAGGACCCAGGCAAGUCGCUUAGGGCAAGUCGCAGAAGGCAAGUCGCAGAGGGCAAGUCGCAGAGGGCAAGUCGCCAGCAUGCCAAAACGCACCACGCGCACGUACUCGAGCGAGGACGCGGAGCCGCAGGGAGAUACCAAGGAGCUUAUAGUGUACUACUGCAAGCAGUGCGGAGCGCAUGUGCUUAUAACAGGCAAACAGUCAGCUAUCAGCGCUGCCUCGCCGCAAGACGGAUGGGGCGAUGGUGAUGGAGAGAGAGAAGCAUCUCAUGAGACUUAAUGUCAUGGAGACGGGCAAACAGCUGCUCAAGAGGGGUGAAGGGAAGGUGGAGCGACAAUACAGAAUGGGGUGCGGGGAGUGCGGAGUGAUGGUGGCUUAUAGAAGCGAGGAGAGCAUGGAGGGUGCCAAGUUCGUCUACAUUCCCUCUGAUGCUCUCACUGCUGCUGCUGCCGACACCAAGCCCCAGGACGCCCCCGUUCCGCCGUGCAUUCAAGAGCUGGACAGCGGAUUGGUCCAGGUGGCCAUAGAGGUGGAGGACAGGGCCCAACGCUCCGCUGUGCUGCGUACGUUACGAUACACUCGAUGGAAGAGGAUAGCGGAGAUUAUAAGGCCGAUUAAGAUUCCGAGAACGACCCGAAUGAUGAUUUUGACAGCACCCUCAACGACAUGUGAAUGUGCUCUAGUAGACCAAGCAGGCAUCAAUGCGGACGAUGUGCGGAUCGCAGUGACAGGAUCAUCGCAUAGGGGCAACGAGGCCAGCGCAGAGCUGGUGGAAUUCCUGGCAAAGACAUUGGGCCUUCGCUUGGUGCAACUGAGGCUGCAGAGGGGAUGGUCCCAUAAGUCCAAGAUGCUAAUGGUAGAGGACCUGACAGCUCGGCAGGUGUAUGAGAAGCUACUAGCAGCUGCACAACAAUGAACAAUUCGCGCUAUAGUGUGGAAUCCAUGCGUGCAGCUGCGUUCUAGUGAAAACUGGUAACCACAAUACUGGUUUCCAUUCCCCUUCACUGUUGAAAUCAGGUGGUUGUGGUACUCGAGCACUAUUUGUAUUGUUGGGCUGAGAAAAGCCCUUAGGAUCUUUCAGAGACUAAGUCCCAGUUGUAAAGGCUUGAGUAGUGCAGCGGAAGUUUUGAGGCAGUUGAACCCUUGUACUAGUAUAUGAGAACAAAAAAGCCCUUAGGAUCUUUCAGAGACUAAGUCCCAGUUGUAAAGGCUUGAGUAGUGCAGCGGAAGUUUUGAGGCAGUUGAACCCUUGUACUAGUAUAUGAGAACAAGUGAUU
Closterium sp. NIES-67 is the source of this 1741-nucleotide messenger RNA. The record is from the annotation of a GenBank genome assembly. NCBI's taxonomy places the organism in Eukaryota, Viridiplantae, Streptophyta, Zygnematophyceae, Desmidiales, Closteriaceae.